AUGAAUAGAUCCUCAAAACCAUCAAGCUCAUCGAAAUGCCCAACAUGCAACGCACCAACAAAGAGGUCAGACAUUCGCAUCAUCUUUACGACAAAUGUUGUUGCUGUGGAUACACAGCAAUUAGAGGCAAUGGAGGCCUCACUUCGCGUGGCAAAAUCGGCUCAGGUGGCAGCAGAAAGUCAAUUUAGCCAGCUUUCGUCCACAAUCACGGCUUUGCAAGCGGAGCUGGUUUGGACGCAACAAAAGCUAAAAGACAGCCAAGAUCUCUUGAGAAAGGAACGGAUUUUAUAUCGUUCGGAAGAAAAAUCGUCGACAAAGAGAUUCAAGUCGAUUCGUAAUGGGAUAUUGGAAUUUAAGAAAAGCAUUGCCCUUGGACUCCUCGAUUUUAACCGCAUCCCUAGAUGGAGCAAUGAAACUAUCCAGCCUGUCGAGCAAAAAUAUCCUUGCAAGGUACUAAAGGCAUUUAACUUUCCUAGCUUUGAAAUAGGGGUUCCCGUUUGGUCUUGUUGCUAUGAUUCUUUAGACAUCAAUAUAGUGUACGCCGGAUGCUCAAAUGGAAGCAUUUAUGGAUACGAUCUAAGAAAAAUUUCAGAUCCAAUUUGCAAAUGUGCUGUGGAAGAGAACUCGUCAUUUCCAAUCCAUUCACUUGCCUUUGAUUCUCAGAACAAUGGAUUGCUGAUUGGUAGUCUUCGAGGCGCCUACUUUAAAAAGGACAUAACAGAUUCUCUCUCUUCAAAGCCAGCAGCCUUGGCGCUGCCAGAAAGCCUCAAAGGCGGAAAUAAAGAAAUUUUUUGGUCUCCUAUCGGCAGUAUCCGCUGCAUUUGCCCUCCAUUCACAUUUAUGGUAUGUGGAAUAUCUUUCCCCAUCAUAGACACAUUUUUGCUUGACGCAUUUGAAGUCGACAACAUGCAUGGCGACUCCUUUUCAAAACAAAAUCCGACAAUCUUUUAUGCCUCCUCUGGUCAAAAGACAAUGAGCCGAAGCGUUGUUUACAUGUCUGAAGAAACCGAUUCCAAAGCAUUUGCCUUGCUUUCUGACGAGGCAUCUUCAUCAGUUGACCUCUGGUCCCUUCCAUCCUAUCAGCAGGAAAACAUGAGGGGUAAUGAAUCUCAGCAACCACAGGUCAUCCAAAAAUUGCCUUCAAAUUGUAACGAAAAUAUUGUUGGAAUAGCACGCUCCAUGAUUGAGGCUAAGGAAUGGAUUGCCUAUUGCACCGCUUCCCAGGCCGUUCUGUACAGCUCAAAUAAUUUAUUAUGUGAAUAA
This is a messenger RNA of Mitosporidium daphniae, 1263 nucleotides long. RefSeq lists its product as uncharacterized. The transcript has 3 exons. Gene Ontology annotation, cellular component: site of double-strand break; nucleus. Gene Ontology annotation, biological process: double-strand break repair via homologous recombination; interstrand cross-link repair; protein ubiquitination. Lineage: Eukaryota; Fungi; Microsporidia. The coding region runs from base 1 to 1263 and encodes 420 amino acids. The record is from RefSeq and is a predicted model, not a curated record. Gene Ontology annotation, molecular function: protein binding; ubiquitin protein ligase activity.